Molecule: messenger RNA, 3169 nt
Organism: Monomorium pharaonis (pharaoh ant)
Lineage: Eukaryota; Metazoa; Arthropoda; Insecta; Hymenoptera; Formicidae
Product: cytochrome P450 4C1
Exons: 12
Coding region: 1151-2689 (512 amino acids)
Molecular function (GO): heme binding; iron ion binding; oxidoreductase activity, acting on paired donors, with incorporation or reduction of molecular oxygen
Source: RefSeq, a predicted model, not a curated record
CGACUACUGACAAUUACAUGUAAUCAAUAUGUAAGUACGUAUAGUUAUUAUUAGUAGUGAAUAAAUUAAAAUAUCUAGAAAUUUAUACUACCAUUUUUUGGCUCCAAAUUUUUUACAUGAGACAAGUAUUUCGUUCGACACAUUCUAGUUCCGUUUCUGUUUAAAGCGUCCAACAAUUUGUUUAGUCUUCAAUUAUCGACAAAAAUAUUUUUCACAUUCAUCGAUUCGUGUUAUGAUAAUUGCGAUCUGUCGUGAUACAAUCAUAGCAAAUGUCAUAUACACAUACAUACAAUCGUGACAAAUUGAGAUGCACACAUAUUUCUUAUUUCUACAUAUAUUUUAAUAAAACAAUAAGUUAAUCAGAGAUCAGAGAUAAUUCUAAAUUAAUUUAUCAUCAAAUAAACGUGAGAUACAUCAUCAUACAUCAUCGAGAAAUUAAUAUACACAAAUUCUGCCUUAAAUGGGAAUAAAGUAUAAAGAAGAAAAAUCAAAUUGUUUACAUAAUGAGAGAGAGAUGCCGGAACCGGUUAAGCAGGAAAUUUAUAAUUAAUUCUAAGUAUGAUGAAGACGAUUAAGAUGAAGGUAAUCAUGAAAGUGAAGUUACAUACGUAUAUUAUAUCUUAUGACGUGAUGGAAAUAGGGAUUACACCUCUGUGUUCUCCGAGACAAGCCUUCAUCAUGUUUGUCUACAUAGUAUCUUAGGUAUGCACGUUAUCGCAUUUUUAAAUGUAAGUAGUUGCUUCUAUUCCAUCACGUCAGUUAUAAAAGCGCCGUUCACAGUGCAAUAUUUUGCAAACAUGAGAAACACUGGAGAACUCAAAUGAAAUUAAGUGUUCGAUUUGGUUAUCCAAUCGUCGCGUGGGUAUUUAUCAUUGCAGGAUUAAGUAUCGUGAAAUAAAAAAGAUAUAUGAAAGAUUAAGAUACUCCGAAACUUGCAGUCUUAUUCCGUGAUUAAAUUGUGAAUGGAAGGAGAAAUUAUUGCUUAUUAGAUCGCAUAUAUUAUUAAAUAAAGUAAUAUUUAAAUGCAAAUCAUAAAAUAUAAAUCGUAAUAAAUAUCAAAGCUGAAAUAUUUAAUCACGUAUUAAAGGUGCUGUUAAAUAUUGAAGUGAUAUAAAAAUACAAACUUCUGGCAUUAGAAACAAUUACGAGAAUGGAUCUCAUCUUUUUGAUACUAUGCACUCUUUGCAUUAUUGUGAUUUUCGCAGUUUUGUCGAUAGUGCAUCAUCAGUAUGUUCUUCGACAGAAACUUAAAUAUAUUCCCCAAAUCGAUGGAUAUCCUUUUAUUGGAUCGGCAUUUGAGCUAAUAAAGCUAUCGGACUGUGAACGUCUAAAAUGGUUUAUAUCGUAUAUGGAGACUACUAAAGAAGGGAUAUUUGUACAGUGGAUCGGAAGCAAACCUUUUAUUAACGUGUUUAAACCAGAAUAUUUAGAGCUUAUUUUUCCAAGCACUGUAAAUAUCACAAAAGGGAUGAUUUAUAAUCUUCUGACAGAAUGGUUGGGCUACGGACUUUUGACUUCUACAGGGAAACAAUGGUUUCACGACAGGAAACUCAUUGGGCCAACGUUUCAUUUUAGUAUAUUAGAUCAAUUUGCUGUGGUUCUUUCUGAAAAAGCAGAAAUUCUAACAAAGUGUCUUGAAAGAAAAAUAGAGAAAAAUUCAGGGAAACCUUUUGAUAUUUUCCCUUUUAUUAUCAAUGCUGCUCUUGAUAUUAUUUGCGAAACAGCAAUGGGUGUGGACAUACAUGCUCAAGAAGUCACAACCAAAUAUACAUCAACAGUACAUACAGCUUCCAAGUUAAUAAUGAACCGAAUAAUUCGACCGUGGUAUUGGAUUAAUUCGUUGUACUAUUCAUUGCCUUCAGGAAAACAAUUUAAAUCAGCGCUUAAUGCAUUGCAUAAAUUUACGAUAGAGGUAAUAAGUAAGAGAAAAGCUGAACGAGAAUUACAAAACGGUAAUACAUCAGAGAUUGAAAAUGAGGACAAUGAAUUUAACAUAGGUAAGCGGAAGAGGAAAGCAUUCCUAGAUUUAUUAUUAGAUCAGAAUGCGAAAGACAACAAUCCCUUAACCGAUGAUGAGUUGAGAGCGCAAGUUGACACGUUCAUGUUUGAGGGACACGACACAACCGCGGUCGCGAUGACCUGGGCACUUUUUCUCUUGGGCAAUAACCUCGAGCAACAGGAAAAAGUUCAUGAAGAACUCAAAGAGGUUUUCGGAGAUUCGGAAAAACCAGCCAGUAUGAAGGAGCUGUCGCAAUUAAAGUAUCUCGACAGAGUUAUAAAGGAGACGCUUCGCAUUUUUCCAAGUGUACCUAUAAUCUCGAGAAAACUGGAAGAAGAUGUAAAAUUGGAUAACUAUACGAUUCCAAAAGGUACCGAAGUCAUAUUGGCAAUUAUAUUGACACAUCGAUGUUCGGAGGUUUGGCCGGAUCCAAUGAAGUUUGAUCCGGAUCGCUUUCUUCCGGAAAACUCGAAGCAUAGAAAUCCGUAUGCCUACGUUCCGUUUAGUGCUGGACCGAGAAACUGUAUAGGUCAGAGAUUUGCUUUACUCGAAGAGAAAAUCGUAUUGACUGCUGUUCUCAGAAAGUGGAGGGUGAAAAGCGUGAAAACGCUCGACACGAUUGUGUACGGAGGCUCUCUUAUUUUGCGACCAAACGAAGAAGUACUUAUGCACUUUACGCCAAAGAAAUAAACAUUUUAGUAAAUACAUGCUUUUUUAUUAAAAAAGCAAUUUUUAUAAAAAGAUUAAUAAAAAAAUAUAUAUAUAAUUUUAGUAAGUUUUUUGCGUUAUCCAUUGCAUAUGUACGUAAUGCAUAAUAAUCUUGCAUAUGAUGUGCCACGGAGCACGCCAAAACGCAGAGUUAUGUUUCUGGAUAGUAAAUAUAAUUAGACUAAAUUAAAAUAAUUGAUUUUGGAGGAACUUAUUCUCUGAUUCCAACUUGGGGUGCUAUAUACAUAGCUGUUUAAAUAAUAAUUUCUUUCAUUAUGUUUUAACGUUUCUUCUCGCUGUUGAGAAUUAGUUCAUAAUCAAUAUAUCAAUAAUACAUUGAAAUCGAAUUUUGAUUCAAAAUAUUGUGAUAAAUUAGAUGUUUUUACACAAAUGGGCGUGCUGCAUAUAUCAUGUACAAGUUCUUUUAGAAAUAAAAUGUUACUAGCCUAGUAAAAAAAUGUA